This is a messenger RNA of Ylistrum balloti, 1671 nucleotides long. Its product is annotated as transcription termination factor Rho-like. The record is from RefSeq and is a predicted model, not a curated record. Gene Ontology annotation, molecular function: ATP hydrolysis activity; ATP-dependent activity, acting on RNA; ATP binding. Bases 1 to 1671 code for a protein of 556 amino acids. NCBI's taxonomy places the organism in Eukaryota, Metazoa, Mollusca, Bivalvia, Pectinida, Pectinidae. The transcript has a single exon. Gene Ontology annotation, biological process: DNA-templated transcription termination.
AUGUCAGAAGAAAAAGAAAACAAAAUACACAUACAGCAACAAGAAGAUGCCGAGGUACAGGGAGAACAAGAACCUGCUGAGGUUGAAAUUCCUACGCAAGAGACAACUCUAGCACAGAAGCAAGAUGCUGAGCAGAAAAAAAACUCAGUCAACUCAGCACAGGAUGAAGCACAAGCCGAGCAAUACACAGAGCAACGCAACAAGAAAAUAGAAAUCAAACUCAAAAAUAAGAACAAGAAGAGAGUGCAGAAAAAAAGCAGCUCAUACACAAAGGUAAAUGAAGCAGAAAAAGCACUAAACGGAGAGGAGAAAAGCGACCAGUAUGAUAUGGAGUUAUCUUCUCAUACGCUAGAAAUACCUGAGGAUUAUAAGGACCUGCGAGAUAUCUACCACGACAAGUUAGCUGAUCAAUCCAUCAUUGAACUAAGAAAUAUAGCCCUUAAAAUUGGUUUGCAAUAUGAAGAUAUUUCAUCUCUCAAGAAGCAGGAGCUCAUUUUUAGGAUAUUGAAUAUUUUUAUUCAGUGGGGAGCGUUGGCUCAUGCAAGAGGGACGCUUGAAAUCAUGUCUGACUCAUAUGGUUUUCUUCGGUCACCACAUAACUCCUAUCUACCUGGACCUGGGGAUAUCUAUGUGGGUUCUACACAUAUUAAGAGACUCAACCUCAAAACAGGUGACACGGUAGAGGGUAUUAUACGCCCUCCGCGUGACGGUGAGCGUUUCUUUGCGCUUAGUAAGGUAGAGAAGGUCAAUUUUGAUUCUAAAGAAAACUCCCAAACAAGAAUUCCAUUUGACAGUCUUACUCCACUGUAUCCUGAAUCUCGAUUAGAGCUUGAAACCCCAAGCAAACCAGAUGUAUCUACCCGAAUAAUUAAUUUAUUCUGCCCCAUAGGCAAGGGUCAGCGCGGCUUGAUAGUGGCGCCACCACGUACAGGAAAAACUGUGCUCCUACAGAAAGUAGCAAAUGCUAUUACAACGAAGCAUCCUGAGGUAUAUCUUAUAGUACUGCUUAUUGAUGAAAGACCAGAAGAAGUUACAGAUAUGCAAAGAAAUGUACAAGCAGAAGUAAUAUCAUCAACAUUUGACGAGCAAGCUACGCGUCAUGUACAGGUUGCUGAAAUGGUUAUAGAAAAAGCAAAAAGACUCAUAGAACAUAAAAGAGAUGUGGUGAUACUUCUCGAUUCUAUCACGCGUUUAGCAAGGGCGUAUAAUCAAACAAUACCGGCAUCAGGUAAGGUUUUGUCUGGUGGGGUGGAUUCAAAUGCAUUGCAUAAACCUAAGCGAUUUUUUGGAGCCGCCCGCAAUAUAGAAGGUGGGGGCAGUCUUACCAUAGUAGCUACAGCAUUGAUCGAGACUGGCAGUAGAAUGGACGAGGUAAUCUUUGAAGAAUUUAAAGGUACAGGAAAUAUGGAAAUUUACUUGGAUAAGAGAUUAUCUGAGCGCCGAAUAUUCCCCGCUAUAAAUUGCAAUAGAUCGGGAACAAGAAGAGAGGAUCUGCUCCUCACCACUGAAGAGCUUCAGAAAAUGUGGGUGCUAAGAAAAGUAAUCAAUGGCAUGGAUGAUAUAGAAGCAACAGAGCUACUUGUAAAUCGGAUGUCCAAAACCAAAACAAACGCUGAUUUUCUUCUUUCUAUGAACGCUGCUAAUAACACAAACAAUACAGAUACAAAUUAA